AUGCAGAGUCUACUCAAGAUGUUCAGUCUGUCCAAUGCCCCCACAGUUCCUCUCGGUGACGACGAGCUCAGUGCAGAUGCGGACGAACCACCGGACGAUCAAGUAUCUCCACUGACCAUCGUUCCCACGCGAGAGGCCCUCUACCACCGAUCCAAUGCUCCUCCAAACCCUCGUCGCGAGUCUCUUUUGACCCGUGCCAUCCUGGCCGAAUCCAAGCACGAAGAUGAUACCCAUAACAUGGCGGAGCGUGGGCUGUCAACAACCUCCUCUCACAGCACGGCGAGCAUGCCUUCGACCGCCGAGUUGACGAGUGAUGGAGACACCAGUCAGACGCGGUCAGCAACACCCAGUCCGCCGCCACCUUCACGACGCUUCGGCCCACUCCUCAGUCUCCAGAAAACCGACCCCAAAGUGAUAAUUGCCCCGAUAACCAAGGUCGAUAAGGAAGCCGUGGCAGACGUCGGCGAAGCAGCAGUUGAGAAGACACUGGGCCGUAAACGCUGCAUCAUGUUUGCUUGCGGCGGCACGGACUCGGAAAAGAGCAAAGACAGCGUAAUAAUAAGCAAGGAAAAGCCAGCAGCUGAUCAACCCGAGCUUCCCAAGCGAAAGUGUGCGAUCAGCUUUGCUUGUCCUUCGCGAACAAGCCCAAACGAGAUCAAAAGCUCUCCCUCCAAAUUACGGACCGAAUCAAAGAACGCACGUCGACCGUCUCCUGCACCCGUCCGACGCAAAUCCACUUCGACCGAGUCUGUCGACCUCUCUGGCCGCUCCGCCGACACAGCCAAGAUGCCUACUCACGAAAAACCGAAACCUAGCCCGCCCUCUCUAAAGGCGACCUUUCAUGAGUUUGGUACAUCUCAGGACGAGACUGACUCAUGGGUUGAUCAACCUGACUUCCACAAAGAGAGGCUCACCUUUGAUGAUUGUAUGAAAAAGGAAAACCGUAUCCGUCAAAUUGGACGAGAAGCGGAAGAGGAGGCGGAGGAAGAAGAACGCGAGCAGGAGGAGCUCGAAAAUGCAUCUGAGGAUGAGGACAAUGACAACGAAGACGACUUCGCCCCAUCUGAUGAUGGCUCCGAUGGUGGCAAUGAAUCGGACGAUGAAGGAGGCUUUGCCAGCUCCGACGAAGAAAGCGAUGGCGGCUCUGAAUAUCGAUUUUGGGCUCCUUCCAACACCAGCGCGGCCACGAGCAAUGAACAUCUCAAUAUCAGUCACUUCAGUGCACGCCGACAUUCCGAAGCCAGUUCUGUCGAGUCUUUGACCCGUUCGAGCACCCCACCCCUCCAUUCGAUGAUCAGGCAAGCUGGAAGACGUCGCAACAAUACCUCCAAGGUGCCCAAAAUGAGACCCGGCACCCCGGAGUUACCGGACAGUACCGACUUUGUGUGUGGGACUCUUGAUGAGGAUCGUCCCCUAGAGGCCGCAUAUAUCUCUUGCCGCGAGCAGAAGAAGCGGGAGAAACACAUCCCCAUCCCACAGGACAUCGAUCCAAGCUUCCCGACCACUGACCCGGAAGACAACGAAGAAAAUACUGAUGACGAAGAGCUCAACGAGUCACAGCAUAGCUCGGAGGGCCCGCGAUGGCUCAAGGAUGGGUUUGCUGACUUUGACGAGGAGCAUCAUGGACGCCGAAAGCCAUCGUUCACCAUGCCAAUCGCUCAUUCACCCUCUCCACCUCGUGCUGCAUUUGGUGGAAGAGUAGGUCGCAGCACUCACCGCUCCCCGCCGCUGAAGCACGCGAAUGCACGGUCGCCGCCGCCCCGAAAAUUGUUUGGCCAUUCCCCCACCAGGUUCAGGUCACCUUUCCCGUCAGCCAAGUUGCGCUCCCCUCGUGGCUCGCCUACGAACGCGGGCAUUCCAACCAGGAUCAAUCCGAGAGGACUCGCUCAACGUCCGACUAUGGAGCGGACAGCGUCCCUCCCAGACACUCCUAAUCCAUUCUUCAAAAACUUCCACAUUGGCAGUCCUUCCAUCUCCAACAUCGCGUCUGGGGCUGUCACACCAGCCGUUGAGGAAGCCCCUCGUCCGGACAUGCACGUUCGCGGCCCGGUCGACAUUGUGGCCGGGCUUGAAAAGAAACGGCAGAAGCGCAAAGAAAAAUACUGGCGUCAGCACUGUCGUAAAGCGGCCAAAGAACAAGCCGGACGCAAGCCAGUUCCAGGUCGUGGAGCGGAAAGAAUGAAGGAGCUUGGUCUCGAAUGUGCCGAGCGAACAAAAGGCUACGGUAUCGGACAACAGACCCAGCUGGUGCUGUCGCUUUGA
Cladophialophora psammophila CBS 110553 is the source of this 2262-nucleotide messenger RNA. RefSeq lists its product as uncharacterized. Lineage: Eukaryota; Fungi; Ascomycota; Eurotiomycetes; Chaetothyriales; Herpotrichiellaceae. The transcript has a single exon. The record is from RefSeq and is a predicted model, not a curated record. Bases 1 to 2262 code for a protein of 753 amino acids.